GCCCCCCAGGCCCCCACCUGCCCCCAGCAUCCACCGCGCGGCCAAGCUGGGUGCCCCGGGGAGCCUGGCCGCCAUGCCACCUCCUCUUCUCCUCUUCUUCCUCCUCUUCCUCACCCCUGAGGGAGUCAGGCCCCAGAAAACACUGCUGGUGGAGGCUAAAGAGGGAGGCAAAGCUGAGCUGCCAUGCCUCAAAGGUCCCUCAGAUGGUCCCCCUGAGCAGCAGGCCUGGUUUCAGGGGGCUCAGUCAGAGCUGGACCCAGGUUCACAAGACCUGGGCAUCCAGAAGGGGCCCCUGGGCCUCCAGCUCCUCAUCUUCAACGUCUCUGACCAGAUGGGGGGCUUCUACGUGUGCCAGCUGGGGCCCCCUUCUGAGCAGGCCUGGCAGUCUGGCUGGACAGUCAGCGUGGAGGGCAGCGGGGAGCUGUUCCGCUGGAAUGCCUCAUACCUAAAUGACCCAGGCUGUGGCCUGGGGAACAGGUCCUCAGAGGGUUACCCCACAAGCUCCCAGCUGUACGUGUGGGCCAAAGGCCACCCUGAGAUCUGGGAGACAGACCCUGACUGUGCCUCGCCCAGGGGCGGUCUGGACCAGAGCCUCAACCAAGACGUCACCGUGGCCCCUGGCUCCACAUUCUGGCUGCCCUGUGAGGUGCCCCCUGCCUCCGUGGCCAGAGGCCCCAUCUCCUGGACCCUCGUGCGCCCCAAGAAGCAUAACAUCUCAUUGCUGCACUUAAACCUGAGGGAGGAUGCCCCGGUCAGAGAGAUGUGGGUCCUAGACACCCUCAGGGGAGGGGCUGUUCUGUUGCUGCCCCAGGCGACCGCUCAAGAUGCUGGCACCUAUCAUUGUUACCAUGGCAACAUGACCAUCGAGAUGCAGCUGAAGGUCACUGCCCAGUCAGUAAGACACUGGCUGCUGGAGGCUGGUGGCUGGAAAGUCCCCGUUGUGCCAUUACUUUAUCUGAUCAUCUGCCUGGGUUCCCUGGUGAGCUUUGUUCAUCUUCGAAGAGCCCUGAUCCUCAGGAAGAAAAGAAAGCGAAUGACCGAUCCCACCAGAAGGUUCUUCAAAGUGACGCCUUCCCCGGGAAGCGGGGCGCAGAAUCAGUACGGGAACGUGCUCUCCCUUCCCACGCCCACCUCUGGGACGGGACGCGCCCUAAGGUGGGCUGCAGGCCUGGGGGCCGCCGUCCAGUCGUACGGAAACCCGCGCAGCGACGUACAGGAGGUCGGAGCCGCGGGGCCCCGGAGCCCGCCACCAGCAGGCCCAGAAGAAGAGGAAGGAGAAGCCUAUGAGGAGCCGGACAGUGAGGAGGGCUCCGAGUUCUACGAGAAUGACUCCAACCUCGGGCAGGACCAGCUCUCCCAGGAUGGCAGCGGCUAUGAGAACCCUGAGGACGACGCCUUGGGUCCCGGGGAUGAAGACUCCUUCUCCAGCGCAGCCGAGUCUUAUGAGAACGAGGAUGAAGAGCUGGCCCAGCCAGUCGCCAGGACAGCAGAUUUCCUGAGCCCCCAUGGGUCUGCCUGGGAUCCCAGCAGGGAGGCAACCUCUCUUGGGUCCCAGUCCUACGAGGAUAUGAGAGGGAUCCUGUAUGCAGCCCCCCAGCUCCGCUCCCUUCGGGCCCAGCCGGGUCCUAAUCAUGAGGAAGAUGCAGACUCUUAUGAGAACAUGGACAAUCCCAAUGGGCCAGAACCAGCAUGGGGAGGAGGGGGCCGCAUGGGCACCUGGAGCACUAGGUGAUUCCUUCCAGCCUGGGCCUCCUUAGGCCCCCGAGAUCCAUACUGGAUUCUGAAAUCUGGGACCCCAAGCAGACAGUGUCGACUUCUGGAGCAGCGUUGACUCGGAUGUGUAUAUCUGUGUGUGUGAGCGCACGUGUGUGUGUGUGUGUGUGUGUGUGUGUGUGUGUGCACCAAUGAAACUUUGGCUCCCUUUACUUACUCCAAAUAAAUUCAGUGACUUCUUCUAA
Molecule: messenger RNA, 1958 nt
Organism: Felis catus (domestic cat)
Lineage: Eukaryota; Metazoa; Chordata; Mammalia; Carnivora; Felidae
Gene: CD19
Product: CD19 molecule
Exons: 15
Coding region: 74-1732 (552 amino acids)
Biological process (GO): B cell receptor signaling pathway; B cell proliferation involved in immune response; regulation of B cell activation
Cellular component (GO): external side of plasma membrane
Source: RefSeq, a predicted model, not a curated record